This is a messenger RNA of Ipomoea nil (Japanese morning glory), 1848 nucleotides long. Its product is annotated as ATP-dependent RNA helicase DEAH13-like. Bases 235 to 600 code for a protein of 121 amino acids. The record is from RefSeq and is a predicted model, not a curated record. Gene Ontology annotation, cellular component: nucleolus; intracellular anatomical structure. Lineage: Eukaryota; Viridiplantae; Streptophyta; Magnoliopsida; Solanales; Convolvulaceae. The transcript is spliced from 2 exons. Gene Ontology annotation, molecular function: RNA binding. Gene Ontology annotation, biological process: maturation of SSU-rRNA from tricistronic rRNA transcript (SSU-rRNA, 5.8S rRNA, LSU-rRNA).
ACAGGUAGAGAAAAAGUAAAAAGGUACAAAUCCUCCAAUGGGAUGGAAACAUAUGAAGUUCAAUGGAUAAGUAAGGCUUCAGCUGCCCAACGUGCAGGGAGAGCAGGAAGAACUGAACCUGGUCAUUGCUAUCGCCGUUAUUCUUCAGCAGUCUUUAAUGACAUAUUCUCUCCCUUCUCAGAUGCUGAAAUAUUGUAAGUACCUGUGGAUGGUGUUGUGCUCCUUAUAAAAUCCAUGCAUAUCGGCAAGGUUGCAAAUUUCCCUUUCCCAACUCCUCCUGAGCCAACUGCCUUAGUUGAAGCAGAGCGAUGCUUAAAAGUUCUUGAAGCACUUGAUGUCAAAGGAAGGUUGACACCUCUUGGGAAGGUCAUGGCACAGUUCCCAAUGACUCCUCGCCACUCUCGUAUGCUCCUUACAGUUAUUCAGAUGAUGCAGAAAGUUAAAGAUUAUACGCAGGCAAAUACAGUUUUGGCUUAUGCAAGUGCAGCAGCUGCCGCUUUGAGCUUGUCAAAUCCUUUUGUUAUGGAGUUCGAACAAACGCAAUCUGAUCCAAUUGGCUUGAAGCAGGAAGGUGAGAGAAGUGAUGGGAAGAAAAAUUAAGGAAAAAGAAGCUGAUAAGUCUCCUGAGCAAAAUUUUUAAACCCCGCUAGUGAUGCUUUGACCAUAGCUUGUGCUAUGCAGUGUUUUGAACUGUCACAGAAUCCGGCAGUAUUCUGCAGUGAAAAUGUAUUACACCUGAAGACCAUGGAAGAAAUGUCUAAGCUGCGGAAGCAGCUUCUUCGUCUAGUGUUUAACUCAAAAUGUAAACUACAGGAGGAUUUCUCAUGGAGUUAUGGGACCAUUGAGGAUGUAGAAGCUGCUUGGAGAGUUUGUGCGAACAAACAUUCUCUUCAAUGCGGUUUCUUACCAAGCUUGCAUGGUUAAUGAAACAAUAUUCCUCCAUUGUCGGUUAUCUGUUUCAAGAUCUGUGCCCGAAUUUUUAGUGUACAGUGAACUGCUACAUUCAAAAAGGCCAUAUAUUCAUGGAGCAACAAGUGUGAAAGCAAAUUGGAUUGUUAAAUAUGGUCAGUUUUUCUGCCCCCCUUCUCAGAUCCAAAACUAUACUAUUGCCCAUUGGCUGACCAUGUUUUUUGUUGGGUUGAUGCUACUUUUUGCCCUCAUCUGUGGGAGCUACCAUGACAUUUUUGGCCCAUAGAAGAUAAUAUGAAAUGUGUAGCGGUGUUUGCCUAUGCAUUGCUCGAAGGUCAAGUCCUACCAUGCUUAAAAGCUGUGAGGAAAUUCAUGGCUGCCUCACCAGAUAGCAUUUUGAAACCAGAGAUGCUUAAGCGUGUUGGGAACCUCUUAAAUAGAUUGAACAGUAGAGGGGGAACUAUUGACAGUUGUGCCAUGCUGAAGAAGUUGCGCGAGAUGAACCCAAGAACUUUUCCAGAAAUAAUGGAUUGGUUUCAAUGAGGAUUUCAUGACCAGUUUGAAGCAUUUUGGACAGAGAUGCUUUCUGAAAUUCAUUUAAGCCCCAAGGAACGAUUCUCCAAGAAAGUCAAGAUCUUUGGGCCAAACAGAGUAGCAUUUUUCUGAACUCCUCACAACAGAUGGAUGCUAAGUCAUUGUCUUGAAACAAACGAUAAUCGGCAAAUGGGUGAAAAGGUAAAAAUUCAUAAAAUAUUGAGCAACGUAACAAUCAGAAGGUGGGGGCUCAAAGCUUGUACAUGCAUGAUGAUGAAGUAUCAACUUGAGGUGGGUCGCUUAUAUUUUCAGAACUAAGACUUGCAUGCGAAAGUGUUAUUGUGUUGUAGGCUAUCCUAGGAACAAUCCUAAUAAAAAAUAUGCCUUAAAAUUCAUCAUUUAUUU